AUGCCAGAGAAUCCUAACUCAACAUUAACAAGACAAGGCAUUCCAAAAUUAUUAUCAACUACAAAAUCAAAUACUUCUACUAAUAAUAUUUCUGGUUCUGGUUCUGGUUCUAGUUCAAGUAGUCCAAACUCCCCAAUAAUUGAAAGUCAAAAUUUACAACAACCUCCAAGACGACCUUCUUUUGGUUUAAAUUUUUUAAAUAACUUUACAAUGAGGUCACAAUCAGAUACAACCACCACCCAACCACCUCUACAUCAUCAUAAUCUAAUGUCAAAUAGUCCUACUAUUGCAAAUAUAAAUAAUUAUGUUGUAGAUGAUGAUAAUGAUAUAACUUCAACUUCAUUUCAUGAUACUAAUGAAGAACCACAACUAGAAAAUUCAUCAAUUUCACGUCCUCAAGUUCAACAUACAGCAACUGCAGUUUCAUCAUCUUCAACGAACAUGUUGUCAAGUGCAACCACCGAAAAGGAGAAAACAGAUAAAGAUGGCCAAUAUGCAGUAAGAUUGACUCCAUUAAUUGAUCAUUCAUCAUCAUCAAGUGGAUUAUAUUUUAGUCCAAUUAUAAGAAAAUUAAAACCAGGUUCAAAUUUAAGUAUAGGUAGAUAUACUGAAAAAAAUAAAGCAGCUGCUCAUGCAAAACAAGGAUCAUCAGCACCAGUAGUUUUUAAAUCAAAAGUUGUUAGUCGAACUCAUGCAUUAUUAGAAUGUAAUGAAGAAGGUCAAUGGUUUUUAAAAGAUUGUAAAAGUUCACUGGGGACUUUUUUAAAUCAUAUAAGAUUAUCACCAGCAUCUCAAGAAUCUUUAUUAAUGCCAAUAAUAGAUGGGGAUAUAAUUCAAUUGGGUAUGGAUUAUAGAGGUGGAACAGAAGAAGUUUAUAGAUGUGUUAAAAUGAGAUGUGAAUUUAAUAAAAGUUGGCAAAGAAAAGUAAAUCAAUUUAAUUUAGAAAUUCAUCAAAAAUUUAAAAAUUUACAUUUGAAUGAUGAUUCAAUUAUAAAUCAAAAACUUAAUGGUGGUGAUGGUGGUGAUUCAUCGAAUAAUGGAGAAUGUGCAAUAUGUUUAAUGAAAGUUGAUCCAUGUCAAGCAAUUUUCAUUAGUCCUUGUUCUCAUCAUUGGCAUUAUAAAUGUAUUAGACCAAUUAUUAUAAAAAGUUAUCCACAAUUUUAUUGUCCAAAUUGUAGAACAAUGUGUGAUUUGGAAACUGAUUUGGAUGAUGAUGAUGAUGAAGAUGAUGAUGAUGAAAUAAAUAAUAAUAAUGAAUGA
Messenger RNA from Lodderomyces jiufengensis, 1260 nucleotides. RefSeq names its product ubiquitin-conjugating protein. Gene Ontology annotation, cellular component: cell division site; ubiquitin ligase complex; mitotic spindle pole body. The coding region runs from base 1 to 1260 and encodes 419 amino acids. The transcript has a single exon. Gene Ontology annotation, molecular function: protein binding; ubiquitin protein ligase activity. Gene Ontology annotation, biological process: mitotic spindle assembly checkpoint signaling; ubiquitin-dependent protein catabolic process; negative regulation of septation initiation signaling. NCBI's taxonomy places the organism in Eukaryota, Fungi, Ascomycota, Pichiomycetes, Serinales, Debaryomycetaceae. The record is from RefSeq and is a predicted model, not a curated record.